This is a messenger RNA of Colletotrichum navitas, 2385 nucleotides long. RefSeq lists its product as uncharacterized. Gene Ontology annotation, cellular component: nucleus. The record is from RefSeq and is a predicted model, not a curated record. Gene Ontology annotation, molecular function: mRNA binding. NCBI's taxonomy places the organism in Eukaryota, Fungi, Ascomycota, Sordariomycetes, Glomerellales, Glomerellaceae. The transcript is spliced from 5 exons. The coding region runs from base 32 to 2005 and encodes 657 amino acids.
CCUUUCCCCAGCCAUUGCAGCUUUGAUUGGAAUGAGCACCCUAAUUGGUUCCACUUCCUGUCUAAGCUCCACCUUCCUCCUCUUCACCCACGCCUGUCCAAGAAAUAUCCAAACAAUCACUGCUGCACGACUUCUCCGCAACAUCAUCACGCUCCUUACUCCCCAUUUCUUUUCUUCGCAUCCUUCACCUGCAGCAGAACGUUCAUCAACUACAGUCAUCAACCCGUCGACCACUGACAAAAUGACUGAGCCCGAGAACUUUGAAGAGGAUCUAUUCGCCGAUCUUUACGAUGAUGACACCCCAGCAAAGCCCGCAGCUGCUCCGGAAGCCGCGUCCGCCUCCGCGCCUGCCCCCUCCUCUGUGCCUCAGCAAAGCAUCGAAACGCAGGCCGAGCCGCCUGCUCAACCUGAACCAGACUAUGGCGGCGGAGGCGGCGGUGGAGGCGGCGGCGACCAGAUGAAGUACGAAGACGACGAAGACGACGAUGACGUAGACUUCAACCUUGGAGGUGACAGCGCUGGCGGAGGAGGUGGUGGCGGUGGUGGCGGCAGCUACGCUCCUCCCUCGAACGGCGCCGGUAACAUUAAGCACGAGGAACCUACAUACUCCACAAGCACAGCAAAGAACCCAAGUGCCAAGGAAGACGGAAAAAUGUUCAUUGGUGGUCUCAACUGGGAGACUACUGAUCAUUCCCUUCGAGACUACUUCUCUCAAUUUGGCGAGGUUGUCGAGUGCACUGUCAUGAGAGACAGCAGCACUGGUCGGUCAAGAGGCUUCGGUUUUUUGACCUUCAGAGACCCUAAAACAGUCAACAUUGUCAUGGUUAAGGAGCAUUUUCUGGAUGGCAAGAUUAUCGAUCCCAAGCGUGCGAUUCCCCGAGAUGAGCAAGAGAAAACUAGCAAAAUCUUUGUCGGCGGCGUUAGCCAAGAGACUACCGACCAAGAAUUCAAGGACUAUUUCGCUCAGUUCGGGCGUGUUGUUGACGCUACCUUGAUGAUGGACAAGGACACCGGUCGUCCUCGUGGAUUUGGCUUCGUCACAUUCGAGAGCGAAGCUGGCGUCGACGCAUGCUUAAGCACCAGCCUGGAAAUUCACGGCAAGCCAAUCGAAGUCAAGAAGGCUCAGCCACGAGGCAAUCUCAGAGAAGAAGAAGAAGCUGCGCGACGGGGCGGCAAGUUCAAGAAGGGCGAGGACAAUGCUCAGAGUGGACAGAACGGCAUGGGAAGUAGUCAGAUGGCUGCGGCCGGAGGCAUGACGCCGCAGGUUAUGGCUCAAUAUUUCCAGCGGAUGCAGCAGUACUUCGCCAUGAUGCAACAGCAGAUGGCCAUGAGUCGUGGUAUGGGCCCUAUGAACCCGGCGAUGAUGCAGCAGAUGAUGCAAAUGCAACAAAUGCAGCAGAUGCAAAGUCAGAUGAUGGGCCGCGGUGGAGGAGGCAGCAACGGUCAGCAGGGUAUGAUGGGCCAGAUGACGCCUCAGAUGAUGCAGCAGAUGCAGCAAAUGCAGCAACAGAUGCAACAACAGAUGGGACAGCAGGGCGGCCCCCCAUCUGGGCCUAGCGGCAGCUUCAGCCCACAACAGCAGAUGUUCGACCCGUCCCAAGGGGGUCAGCCGCAGCAGCAGCUGCAGCAGCAGCAGCAGCAACAACAACAGCCUAGUCAGGGCCCACGACGGGGCGGCGGUGGCGGCGGUGGAGGUGUCCCCCGCGACCAGUACAACCAAGGGGGCGCCUAUGCCAUGGGUGGCGGUGGUGGCGCUCCUACGUCUUGGGAAGGCAUGUACGACGAUGUUCCUCAGCCCAACCUGAACCAGGGCGGCCGAGGGGGUUACAGAGGCGGGCAUCGCGGUGGUUCCCACAGCGGCGGCUCUCACCAGGGAUCUCCGGAUCCUGCGCACGCUCCGCCUGCCAACGCCCCUACGGGACCGAAGAACGCGGGCAGACCCGGUGCCAACUACCGCGGCGGCGGCCGAAGCGGAAACCGCGGUUUCCAUCCGUACUCGCGUUAAGGUACGGUUGUAUGCAUACAGCUUUGUACUAGACUUCAAAUGGAGCCACUUCCAUGUCCCAAGAGGACACUGGAUGGUAUGUUUUAAUGCGCCUAGGACUUUGCUUCGCCAUCUGAGUAUUCCCGGGCUUGAGGAGUUAUCAAAACAAACCAGAAUAUCGGGCGCCAAAAGAAACCGCAAUUAGGAAGGGGAAGGUUCACUUGGGGGUUCGGUUUGGGUCGGCUGACUUGGCUUACUUCUCCCACGGCUAUUGUUUUCCUUUUCUUUUCUCCCGUUUUCCCUCUUUCUCUGGAAAGUUUGUAUCAUACACCAAAACAGAAGAGAAAAUCAAUGAUUAAUUGGCACUUAUGCUUGUCGAGCUAUCUUGAAGCAGUAACUGA